This is a messenger RNA of Vitrella brassicaformis, 1001 nucleotides long. The record is from the annotation of a GenBank genome assembly. Lineage: Eukaryota; Vitrellaceae.
CCACACAUUGCACCACUGUUGUCUCUGAAGAAGUCGCGCAUAGUGUUUUUCCGACCACAUGUAUCCUUCGUAGCUAUAUCGAUCGCUGUGUACUUUUUAAAUUCUGAUGCGUUGGGACCAACUAUAUCAUCAAUUGCGCUUGCUGUGAAUCGUUCCCCCGCACAUGCCAUGUGACAGCCACCCUCGAUACAGCCGCUACAAAUAAGGAAUACACAGAAUACAAUGGGAAGCGAAGACAUAAAGCCCAGAUGGCGGGCCGACAAAUAAGCUGUCUGCCUCAUACAGGCACGACAGCUAAAGGUCCUUCUUCUCAGUAUCCCCCUUGUUGAAGUAGCUCCCGUACGCUCCCGGCUGCAGGUGCUCCAACAGCCUCUCAAGCCUACAUCGAGGCCAGAAAGUCGCGCAAACAAAUUGAAUGAGUGCAACUCAAUCGCUUACCCGUGCAUAGCACAAAUCGCAAUCGCCCAACUCAAGAGGGCGAGAAAAAAAUUGAUCACUCUCCUCAGAAUCUCGCUCUUCUCCACUGAUUCCAAUGUCCCCAUCAUCGAUAAGAUCAACGACACGGCUUCCAACUCCAUAGAAUAAGAGACACCAAGAGUGAUGAGAAAAAGGGAAACGACAGGCUGAACGAUAUACAUCCAAUUCCUCUCCACAAGCUGGUCCAUCCCACGCCGCUUCCACGCACACACGGCCACCAGCAGCGCGAUUGCGAUGGGCGGCGGAAUAAGUGACGGACCAAAUCGGACCCACAGCACACCAUAGAACAGCAGAUGUGCCAGCGACCACAUGGAGAUCAGCACAUAGUAAGCCCCCUCCCGCACAUACAGCGACACCACGCCCACAAUCGCUCCACCCGCAGCAGCAGCACCACCAGCAUCAGAACCGCGUCGGUGCCGCCACCGCAAUAGCACCUCUCGUGUGGCCUGGUGCACCUUCUCACCCUUGAUCAGGCAGUAAGGCAGGAAGACCAAAGACAUCAGGAGCAGCGAGAAAUAAUACAU